GUAAGCUACAGUCCGCACGAGAGGUAUUUGUUUUUUGUAAGCGCAAAACAAAAAGAAAAACCGAAAAACAAUAAAGAUCACAAAUACAUUAAAGAAAAGAGCGGGCACGGUGCAUUAUAAACACACGGAAGAUAGACAGACAUACAAUCGAGCAAACAUUACUAGUAAAUCUCAGUCUGUCAGCAGUCAUUAUUAGAAGAUUCACAAUCCCGCAUACGAUCGGGAAAGUGAAAAUUUUCUAAAUUUUACCUUAAGCCUGGGCGACCCGGUAGCCGAGUUGGUAGCGUACUUGAAGGGGUCGUGGGUUCGAUUCCCGCCAGAAGCCUUGGUCUGUCGCUACUGUGGUAUCACAAUGGACUUAAAAUUGUCCAAACAAAAAUCGCACACUCACACACAUUUGGCAACGGCAACGACCAAUAUAUAAUACCAAAUGACAGCCACUGGAGUAAUUGGCGGUAACGUAGACCCUAACACCUACCCCGCCACAAAUGGCAGUAGCAUUCCGCAUAACAUCAACGGACUGGAUUUAAAUAUGUCCCAUAACAACGAUAUUUUUUCUUCGCCGCUUGGUUCCCCCGCAUCAACCAAUGGCAUUGAAUUAACCGAACAUUUCUAUAUAAACAAUAGCAACAAAAAGAAACAUAAUCUCAAGAUACAGGUGCAGUUAAAUGCCAGUGGAAUUUAUUUGAGGCGGGAGACCGCGGAACAUGAUCAGAUCACUGAACAGUUAAUACGCCUGGAGGAUGUUAUUGGCAGUCAUUGUGGUGGCAAAAUAAAGAAACAGGUGCGAGGGGUGCUGAACUCUUGCAAGCGUAGCAAAAAUGCCGAUGAGGAGCAGCAUCACAGCGAAGGAUCCACCGGAAGCCAACCACCCGAUCACAACGAUAUAUCCGCCUAUUUGUAUAUCUAUGCCUAUGUGAAGAAGGAUAAGCCACUGAGGCGCAUGCGCACUGUUAGAAUCUUGAGAUUUCGCUCUUUCCUUAGCUAUGAAGACAAUCUGAAGUCAGCUGAGCGCUGGCAGCGGGCCAUUAUGAUUAACAAGGGCACAGAACUACAUUCGGGAGGCUUUGCCAAACCUUUGCUUAUACUUCUCAAUCCCAAAUCGGGUUCGGGCAAAGGCAGGGUAUUGUUUCAGAAACAAGUGGCCCCCGUCUUUAAAGAAGCUCAGAUCCAAUAUGAGUUGGUGGUUACCACCCAUGCCAAUUAUGCCAGAGAAUUGAUAAGACGACGCAAUGAUUUGACUCAAAAAUACAGUGGCAUAGUGGUGGCCUCAGGUGAUGGUUUGUUUUUCGAAGUGCUAAAUGGCAUUAUGGAACGCCCUGACUGGCGAGUGCUGGCCCGUGAUCUGCCCUUGGGCAUUAUACCCUGUGGCUCGGGCAAUGGUCUAGCCAAGAGCAUAGCCCAUCUUUACGACGAGCCCUAUGAGCCAAAACCCAUUGUAAAUUCCUCCCUGGCCUGUGUGUCCGGCAACUGGACUCAUUUAGAUGUGGUGCGUGUGCAGGUGGCCAAUAAGAAACAGCAAAGUGAAAUGUAUUCCUUCCUCUCUAUAGGCUGGGGCCUUAUAGCCGACAUUGAUAUUGAAAGUGAACGGUUGAGGUCCAUAGGAGCCCAAAGGUUUACCAUAUGGUCCAUACAUCGUGUCUUAAAAUUGAGAACCUACAAGGGAAAGCUUUCCUAUUUACCUUGGAAGAGAAAAGAAGUGCCAGUUGCCCCCAUCUCCUCAAAAGCCAAUCGCAAAUCUGGUCCCCCCUCCAUACUCACCCGCUUUCAUGAUGCUUUGGACGAAGAGCAGGACUUUAAGGAUGCCCAUGAGGUAGAUAAUGAUGAAUUUGCCGAUACUCUCUCUCAAUCCACGUAUCGGCCCGAUAGUUGGGCCUCGGCCAAAUCAAAUGUCACCGCCUAUUACUCCAUACCGGGGCACUCCUUGAGAUCAAACCGGAGCACUAUAACCAUACAAAGUAAAAUUGAGGCAGCCAAUGCCGAAUACAAUACCAAGGCCCUGCAAUCCAAUAUACCUGCCCUAAACGAACCGCUGCCCGCCGAGGAGUGGCGAAGUGAAGAGGGUGAAUAUGUUAUGGUACAUGCCGCCUAUACCAGCCAUUUAGCUGCGGAUUGCCUAUUUGCUCCCGAUUCCAAACUCAAUGAUGGCAUCAUUUAUUUGGUCAUCAUACGAGCAGGUGUAUCAAAAUCCCAGUUGAUACAUUUCCUGUUGAACCUCAGCUCAGGCACCCAUUUAACAGAGGCCCCUACCGCCCACAUACAGGUAAUACCAGUGAGCGCUUUUCGCAUAGAACCCACCGAGGAAAUGGAGGAUGGCAUUAUGAAUGUCGAUGGUGAACGAGUGCCCUAUGGUAACCUGCAAGCGGAAAUAUUUCCGGGUAUUAUAAAAGUCAUGGUGCCCAGUGGACAGAUGAAGGAUUAGUAGGUGUACAGUAUUAUUAUUUUGUUUUAAUGUAUUCCUGAAUUCUACUAAAGCUGUGAGACACCUUCGGGCCUUACCCCAUGUCAUGCAUCCAAACAUUAGAGUUUAAACAUAUUUUUUUGUUUGUUAUAGAAUUAAGCAUUAAGUUCAAAGUGGCUUAUGCAACACUUUGUGAUAAGAAACCAUUAGGUGCUGAAGUUAAUAUAAAUGCAAACAUAAUCUUAAAUCUUUAAUUGAUAAGUGCUACCAAGUUGGCAGAAUGUACGAAAAUUUUUUUUAUAAAUAAUUUAAUAAACAAAUGAAUAUACAAAACAAAAUAAAUUUAUUUAUAAGUGGGGGAAUGUAUCAAAAAGUAUGAAAAUGAUCAAGAGAGAACGAGAGAAGCAUUUGAAAUAACAGAGGAAUUUAAUUUCUCUCAAAAUUUGACAGCAAAUGUUAAGCUUUUAUAGGUAUCGUUAAUUAUUUUAUUUAUCUUCAAAGCAAGAAGCUCUGUCGAAAAAAACUAAAAAAAACAAAUUUACAGCAAAAAGAAAAGAAAGAAAGAUACACAUAUUGGAAGCUAAGACUGCCAAAGCCCUACACCCAGAGAAAAGUUGAUACCAAACGUGUUGAUUUCAGUACCAUACGGUAUUGAUAGUAAAACAACACCGUAUGGUGCAAAAACAAUGCCGGAUGGUAUGGAAGAAACAUAAAAUGAUUAGUAACGUUUGGUUCUAGACUUAUUACUGAACUGGUAUUGGUUUAAAUACCAAUCCGGUAUUGGUUUUAGUACCAAACCAGAAAAAAGUUGAUACCAAACGUGCUCUUUUCAGUACCAUAUAGUAUUGAUAGUAAAGCAACACCGUAUGUUGCAAAAACAAUGCCGG
This is a messenger RNA of Stomoxys calcitrans (stable fly), 3288 nucleotides long. It is a transcript of the gene Sk1, whose product is annotated as sphingosine kinase 2. Gene Ontology annotation, biological process: sphingosine biosynthetic process. The transcript has 3 exons. Lineage: Eukaryota; Metazoa; Arthropoda; Insecta; Diptera; Muscidae. The record is from RefSeq and is a predicted model, not a curated record. The coding region runs from base 431 to 2422 and encodes 663 amino acids. Gene Ontology annotation, cellular component: cytoplasm; intracellular membrane-bounded organelle; membrane.